AGCCCUCGACGGCGCCGUCGCCGGCGGCCGUAAGUGUUGGGCGGGCGUCCGCACCCGGACGCGGUAUGGAGCGCCGUGGAUUUCAGUUUUUCUGACUGAUAUAUGAAAGGAUGAUUGCUAACAAACAGAAAAAGACAAAGAAAAAACGUGUUGUGUCAUCAGGCCAGCUCUCUACUGAUGAAAUGGGGCUCAAGUCUGUAAGUUCCAACUCUGUUUUUGAUCCGGAUUACAUCAAGGAGUUGGUGAAUGAUAUCAGGAAGUUCUCCCAUAUGCUAUUGUAUUUGAAAGAAGCUAUUCUUACAGACUCUUUUAAAGAAGUCAUUUAUAUACGUCUGGAUGAACUUCUCUGUGUGUUAAAGUCUGUAAUGAAUAAACAUCAGAACCUCAAUUCUGUUGACCUUCAAAAUGCUGUAGAAAUGCUUACUGCAAAAGUAAAAGCUGUGAACUUCACAGACGUUAAUGAAGAAAACAAAAAUGACCUCUUCAGAGAAGUAUUUUCUUCCAUUGAUUCAUUGGUCUUUACCUUUGGGAAUAUCCUGACAAACUUCCUUAUGGGAGAUGUAGGCAAUGAUUCAUUAUUCCAAAUGCCUGUUUCUCGGGAAAAUAAGUCUUUUGAAAAUAUUUCUAUGGAAUCAGUGGACUCAUCCAAUGGAAAAGUACAUUUUUCUCCUGUAGAACUAGACAGCAUGCUGUUAAAGAACACUGACUCUGUAGAACUGGCCUUGUCAUAUGCUAAAACAUGGUCAAAAUAUACCAAGAACAUAAUGUCAUGGGUUGAAAAAAAGCUUAACUUGGAAUUGGAGUCCACUAGACAUAUUGUCAAGUUGGCAGAGGCAACUAGAACUAACUUUGGACUCAAGGAGUUCAUGCCACUGCAGUCUCUAUUUACCAAUGCUCUUCUUAAGGAUAUAGAGAGCAGUCACCGUUUACAACAAACAAUUGCAGCUCUCCAAGCCAACAAAUUUGUGCAGCCUCUACUUGGGAGGAAAAAUGAAAUGGAAAAACAAAGGAAAGAAAUGAAAGAACUUUGGAAACAGGAACAAAAUAAAAUGCUCGAAACAGAGACUGCUCUUAAAAAGGCAAAAUUGUUAUGUAUACAACGUCAAGAUGAGUAUGAAAAGGCAAAAUCUUCCAUGUUUCGUGCGGAAGAGGAGCAUCAGUGCUCUAGUGGUGGAUUAGCAAAAAAUCUUAACAAGCAGCUGGAAAAAAAGCGAAGGCUGGAAGAGGAGGCUCUUCAAAAAGUAGAAGAAGCAAAUGAACUCUACAAAGUUUGUGUGACAAAUGUUGAAGAAAGACGAAGUGAUCUAGAAAAUACUAGAAAAGACAUUUUAGCACAACUCCGAAAGCUUGUUUUUCAGUGUGAUCUUACCCUUAAAGCUGUAACAGUUAACCUUUUCCAAAUGCAACAAGUACGGGCUGCCUCCCUUGCGAACAGUUUGCAGUCUCUUUGUGAUAGUGCCAAACUCUAUGAUCCAGGCCAAGAGUAUACUGAAUUUGUCAGGGCCACGAGUUCAACCGAAGAAGAUAAAGUUGAUGGACCUUCUGACUCUUUAGAGGAUGUUGCACGCCUUCCUGACAGUUGUAGUAAGAUUGAAGAGGACAGGUGCUCCAACAGUGCAGAUAUCACAGGUCCUUCUUUUAUAAGGUCAUGGACAUUUGGGAUGUUCAGUGACUCUGAGAGCACUGGAGGAAGCAGCGAGUCUAGAUCUCUGGAUUCAGAAUCUAUAAGUCCAGGAGACUUUCAUCGAAAACUUCCACGAACUCCAUCCAGUGGAACCAUGUCUUCUGCAGAUGAUCUAGAUGAAAGAGAGCCACCGUCCCCUUCAGAAGCUGGACCCAGUUCACUUGGAACAUAUAAGAAAACAUUGAUGUCAAAGGCAGCUCUCACUCACAAGUUUCGCAAGUUGAGAUCCCCCACGAAGUGUAGGGAUUGUGAAGGCAUUGUGGUAUUCCAAGGUGUUGAAUGUGAAGAGUGUCUCCUUGUUUGUCACCGAAAGUGCUUGGAAAAUUUAGUCAUCAUUUGUGGUCAUCAAAAACUUCUGGGGAAAAUGCACUUAUUUGGAGCAGAAUUCACACAGGUUGCAAAAAAGGAACCAGAUGGCAUCCCUUUUAUACUCAAAAUAUGUGCCUCAGAGAUUGAAAGUAGAGCUUUGUGUCUACAGGGAAUUUAUCGUGUAUGUGGAAACAAGAUAAAAACAGAGAAAUUGUGUCAAGCUUUGGAAAAUGGGAUGCACUUGGUAGACAUUUCAGAAUUUAGUUCACAUGAUAUCUGUGAUGUCUUGAAAUUAUACCUUCGACAGCUCCCAGAACCAUUUGUUUUAUUUCGAUUGUACAAGGAAUUUAUAGACCUUGCAAAAGAGAUCCAACAUGUAAAUGAAGAACAAGAGACAAAAAAGGAUAGCCUCGAGGACAAAAAGUGGCCAAGUACAUGUAUAGAAAUAAACCGAAUUCUUCUAAAAAGCAAAGACCUUCUAAGACAAUUGCCAGUAUCAAAUUUUAACAGUCUUCAUUACCUCAUAGUACAUCUUAAGCGGGUCGUAGAUCAUGCUGAAGAAAACAAGAUGAACUCCAAAAACUUGGGGGUGAUAUUUGGACCAAGUCUCAUUAGGCCAAGGCCCACAACUGCUCCUAUCACCAUCUCCUCUCUUGCUGAAUACUCAAAUCAAGCACGGCUGGUAGAGUUCCUUAUUACUUAUUCCCAGAAGAUCUUUGAUGGGUCCCUACAGCCACAAGAUGUCGUCGUGUGUAGUACCAGCGGUGUGGCACCUCCGGUGGAGCAAGGCUGUAUUCUGAAGCCUCUGUUAUCACCAGAAGAAAGAGACCCAGAGCAUUUCAUGAAGCAGCUGUUUUUCUCUUCAAAGGAAGAUGUCCAUACUGCAGGCAGUGAAACCAAAAUUCCUGAACCAGCUGCAUCAUAUGAGGAAUCAGAACAAAAGCAGAAUGCGUUAGAAAAAUGUGAUGCAUGUCUCAUUGACAACAGAGUUCAUUGGCUUACUGACCAAGAGCUUGAUUCAGCAUCACAAAAGAUGGAAGAUGUUUAUAAAUCCUCCAAGCCAUUAACUCUAAAAUCCAAUAGGGAAACUAACAGUAUUGUUGAGAGGUAUACUCCAAGGACCAAGACUAGACCUGUAAGUUUGCCUGUCGAUAGACUGCUGCUUCUUGCAAGCUCUCAUGAGAGAAAUGGCAGAAAUAUCGGAAAUGUAAAUUCAGACAAGCUUUGCAAGAAUCCUACCUUUGAAGGAGUUAAUAGAAAAGACACCCCUAGUGUUUGUUGCAAAUUUGAUGGCUUUGACCAGCGGACUCUACAAAAAACUGGAGAUAAACAAAAUGACCUGAAUGCAAAGACUUCAGUGAUCGUAUCCAGUACACUCCAGGAAGGAGUGGUGACGAGCACCAGGAUUGAUGGGGACCCUCCAGUCAGUGCCACCCAGCCCAGUAAGCCAUACACAGAACCAGUCAGGUCAGCAAGACAAGUGUCGGAGAGAAGGUCCUCUGACUCCUGCCCUCCUGCUCCUGUCAGAGCACCCAGAACACUCCAGCCCCAGCACUGGACAACGUUCUAUAAGCCACGUGCUCCUGCUGGUAGCGUGAGGGGGGUUGAGGACAAACCUGCAGCAUCCUCCCCAGCUCAUGCUCCUCAGGGGCACGUGCUGAAAUCAACUCCAGACUCAGAAAAUGCACCAGCUUGCCCCGUGCAGCCACCAAGUGAGCCUAAAGAGAACUCCGAGGAACAUGACUUGCCCAGUGUGCAUCCAACGUGUCAGAGGCCGAGGCUUAAACGGAUGCAACAAUUUGAAGACCUUGAAGAUGAAGCCCCACAAUUCGUGUAGAAUUGACAGAAUUCAGCUUUUCUUUUUUAAGUGUUGGUAUUUUGUUUGUUUUAUGAAAGAAGUUUUGACAGGGCCCCUUUUGUGUAGGAUUGCCAAAUACGGAUUUUGCUUUUUGUCAUUGUAUUGUGUUACCCUGUGUUGGUUAUAUUGAAUGGUAGACUGUUUUUGGUAGGGCCACGUCUGUGUCUCACUGGAAUUAUCUGUAUUUUUGAAGUUGUGAAUAAGUAGGUGGACUCAUAUUUUUUAAAGUCUGGUUGAUUUUCCCCAUAAAAUGGUCCAUUUAAAUGCAUCCCUAAUAUAUGAUAUAGUUUUCAACUAAUAGCUGCAAUAGGGAAAAAUGAGCUUUAUUUUUUUGAAAUGAAACUUUGUGCUUAUUUAUAAAAGGAAUGUUUCUGAAUGCAAGUGCCUGAAAGAUCUUUGUUUAGUAUGAUUGUUUUUUAAACACAAUUUUAUAGUACAUCUUUGACCAUUGUGCAUUUACGGUAUGUAUGUAAGCUUUUAUUUUUCAGUUGGCAGUUUACUUAACUUUUAAAUAUUUACAUAAUGGCCAAAAGGCUUGCAAAUUUGUAUUUAAUUGUAUUUCAGUUAAUUGCCAGAUUUACAAAUGGUAGUCAGUUGAAUUGUACAAGGAAAAUGCACUUAAACCUGUUUCUAAAUUAUAUAGUGCAGUUAUGUCGUAUUUGGCUUUAGAUGGUUUUAAUACAUUUAAUAGUUUUUUACCUUUUGGCUUUGUUCUGCAUAAACUUUUGUUGUUCAACAGUUCUGAACCUUUUGGUAUUUUAUGGUCCAAAAAAUGUUUUAAAAUUUAAUGCAUUUCCUCUUGAUAUUAUCUAGAUUUUACAAAAACAAACCAAACAUUUCUUUUUUAUGAAAUGUUUUUACUUAUGAAUAAUUUUGUGUACGUUUUCUACCUGGACAAUGUAUGUUUCAUCUGAACCGUGCAAAGAUUUAUUUAAGUUGAUUCUAAGUAUAGUUCAGUAAGCCUCAUUGUUUGGAAUUUGAGAGGAGGUAUCGAUGAUUGGAUAUAUUUCACGUAUAAAAUUCCCAGUUUUUAGAACUAGUGCAGUUCUGUUAUUUUCUGGGUUUCAUCAUUUUGCCUAAAAUAGGAUAUAAAAGGGACAAAAAAUAAAAUAGCCUCCUUUUGUAUGUGUGAAUUCUAUUUGUAGUAAAUGCUUUUGUAUGACCAUAUUGUACUUGAUACAAAAAUAUCUAUAUAUAUAUAGAUAUAUAUAUAUAAACCUGUUAAAUUAUUGCAAGUUCUUGUGGCUUUUCUGAAAUUGUUGCCUCUUAGGGGGUGAAAUUUUAAGACUUAUUAACGGUUGGCUUAGUGAUCAACACUAGGCCCAUAGCCCCUUGACUGGAUACAACAUGGAAUGCAUUUUACAGGAAG
This is a messenger RNA of Molossus molossus (Pallas's mastiff bat), 5220 nucleotides long. It is a transcript of the gene ARHGAP29, whose product is annotated as Rho GTPase activating protein 29. Gene Ontology annotation, cellular component: cytoplasm. Gene Ontology annotation, molecular function: GTPase activator activity. NCBI's taxonomy places the organism in Eukaryota, Metazoa, Chordata, Mammalia, Chiroptera, Molossidae. The transcript is spliced from 23 exons. Gene Ontology annotation, biological process: activation of GTPase activity; signal transduction. Bases 111 to 3830 code for a protein of 1239 amino acids. The record is from RefSeq and is a predicted model, not a curated record.